Molecule: messenger RNA, 1629 nt
Organism: Dendrobium catenatum
Lineage: Eukaryota; Viridiplantae; Streptophyta; Magnoliopsida; Asparagales; Orchidaceae
Product: probable transcription factor KAN2
Exons: 6
Coding region: 404-1360 (318 amino acids)
Biological process (GO): abaxial cell fate specification; regulation of DNA-templated transcription
Cellular component (GO): nucleus
Molecular function (GO): transcription cis-regulatory region binding
Source: RefSeq, a predicted model, not a curated record
CUCUCCCUCUCUCCCUCUCUCCCUCUCUCCCCAGUGUCAUUUUCUCCCUCAUACUUCCCAGGAAGAAGCAAGAAGCUGUUUUCACACAAUCUCUACCCGCUUCUUUACCCCUCCACCCUUCCUCUCUCUAUCAUAGAAUUCCCAUUCCAUUCCUCCUCAAAUCCUCUCCUCGUCUCUUCGCCCACACAGAUCUCUCUCUCUCCCUCUCUCCCUCUCUCUCUCGUCUUCUCCAAUCCUUCAACCACAAGAGAAAAUUAAAUCAGUACAGCACAACCACAUCAACAAGUACAAGAAGCAUCAUGAACAAGUAGCAGAAGAAAACACUAAACAAGAAAGAGAGAGAGAGAGAUUAGGAAAUUGGAGGUUUCUUUAUUCUCCUACUUUUACAAAAAGAAGAGAAAGAAUGGAGUUGUUUCCAGCACAGCCAGACCUCUCAUUACAGAUAAGCCCUCCUAAUGCCAACAAACCGAGCUCAAGCUGGAAUAACACAGCAGAAUCAGAGACCGUGCACCUGGCGUUUUGGAGCAGAGCCCUCGACUCCAACUCCACCGGCACCGUAGCGGCUAAGUCAUCCGUCGCCGGCGACGGCUUCGACCUCUCCCUCCCAAACCAAGGUCUCUCCAACCACUAUCCUUCGUUCCUCCAUGAGCCAUACCUCGGCCAAGAUCUCGCCUUUCUUCGCCCCAUACGUGGCAUCCCUGUUUACCAUUCCCCUCCUUCCUUUCCUUUCCCUCCUCAGCAAAACCACAGACUCAACUACUUCUUCGAUUCCUCAAGGACAUCACCGUCGUCGAGGUUUCUCCCUCGGUUUCCCGUGAAGCGCAGCAUGAGAGCUCCCCGAAUGCGCUGGACUUCUACUCUCCAUGCUCGCUUUGUUCAUGCUGUUGAGCUCCUCGGCGGCCAUGAGAGAGCAACCCCCAAGUCUGUUCUCGAGCUCAUGGAUGUGAAAGAUCUCACCUUGGCUCAUGUGAAAUCCCACUUACAGAUGUAUCGGACUGUCAAGACCACUGAUAAACCGCUCACUUCAGGUCAAGGUGAUCCCAUUGAAAACUUUGAUGACAACUUGCUCGAUUUAAACAAUAUUGUGCAUGGACCCGAAUCUUCAGUUGAAAAUGGAAAGUCAGCAGGACAAAAUAGCACGAAUUCUUAUGGUUUAUGGAGCAAUUCUUCCAGCAGGGAAGAGCUGUUUCAUGACAAACCAAAGGAAUACACCUCAUCAGGGAGAGGGAGGAUGUCCCCUUUUGAUCAGUGUGAGAGGCAAUCCAGAAGCUUUGAAAUGAUUUCGGAUCUUAACUCAUCCUGCCUAUCAGAGACCAGCUCGAAGAAGCCCAUUAUCGAGUUCACCUUAGGAAGGCCUUAGCAAUCAAAGCUGGAAAUUAUAUAAUUAUAUGUAUGUACUGAGCAGAUUUUCAAAUUCAGACAUCUAUCGAUCUUUUGCAUCAGAAGAUACUAACCCAGAGUGAGUGAGUGAGAGAGAGAUAAAGACAGUGAAGUGUUUACAAAGCAUAUCAAUCUAAAGGGCAAAAAGGCCAUGUUCCAUAAAGUAUCAAUUAGUUUUCUGUUUUUAGAUGUACAAUGUGUUAAAAAUUAUGACCUCAAAAUUUCCUCCCAUCAAAUCUUUUUAUGAUA